Messenger RNA from Hemicordylus capensis (graceful crag lizard), 4500 nucleotides. RefSeq names its product melanocortin 5 receptor (gene MC5R). Gene Ontology annotation, cellular component: membrane. The transcript is spliced from 2 exons. Gene Ontology annotation, biological process: G protein-coupled receptor signaling pathway. Gene Ontology annotation, molecular function: melanocortin receptor activity. The coding region runs from base 547 to 1524 and encodes 325 amino acids. NCBI's taxonomy places the organism in Eukaryota, Metazoa, Chordata, Lepidosauria, Squamata, Cordylidae. The record is from RefSeq and is a predicted model, not a curated record.
AGCCCAGCUAAUGCGAGCUGGCUCACAUAUCCCUAAUAGCAUCGAAAGGGUUUUUAAUCGAAAGCAGCACCACAAACACAACAAUGGAGGGAAAAACCUUAAAUAAAAGAGCAGCUUCACUAAUAUCAGCCACUAGGUGAUGCUAAACAUUCAAGUCUUGUGGAAGUCUGUUAGAAGUUGAGUGAACAGAAAAGAGGAGGCGUAGAGGAGGAGCUGAAAGCUGAGCAUCUAAGUCAUUAGCUCCAAGACUAAAAAAGGCAGUUCCACAGUAUUUAUACCACAAGACAGUCUUGUUUCAUUGGAUUGGAAUAGUGCUUUCCCUUUGUCAUGGCAUCAGAUCCUUUCAGAACAGGACGAAUCUGAUGCUGGACAGACAGGGGACCAGCAACUUCUGACAGCUAGAGGAGCAAGGGCAAGCUCAGAAGAGAAAUAGGAUCCUAAAGGACUGGGAACGUCCACCUUUUCUGGAAAAUGCACUUACCAGACUGUUUUACAAGUCUCCCAGACUGAGAAGAGCAUCUUGAGUGAGCAUCUUUCCCUGCAGAGAUGAACUCAUCUGAUCAGCCCAGCAUUCCAGACCUUAACCUGACAGCUAUUGGGAGCAACCUAACAGUGCCCACUGAUAAGACUAAGUCAUCAACGUGUGAGCAAGUGGCCAUAGCAGUGGAGGUGUUUCUCGCACUUGGCAUCAUAAGCCUCCUUGAAAACAUCCUUGUCAUUUGUGCCAUAGUUAAGAACAAGAAUUUGCAUUCCCCUAUGUAUUUCUUUGUGUGCAGCUUAGCAGUUGCUGACAUGCUGGUCAGUGUGUCUAAUGCCUGGGAGACCAUAACCAUAUAUUUAUUAAACAAUAAGCAUCUCAUUAUUGAAGACGUCUUUGUACGUCACAUAGACAAUGUUUUUGAUUCCAUGAUAUGUAUAUCUGUUGUGGCUUCCAUGUGCAGCUUGCUGGCUAUAGCAGUAGACAGAUAUGUCACGAUCUUUUAUGCCCUCCGCUAUCACAAUAUCAUGACCGUGAAAAGAUCAGGGCUCAUAAUUGCGUGCAUCUGGACCUUUUGUAUUGGCUGUGGAAUCAUCUUCAUCCUUUAUUAUGAAUCAAAGUAUGUGAUCAUGUGUCUCAUCACAAUGUUUUUCACAAUGUUGUUCCUCAUGGUUUCCCUAUACAUACAUAUGUUCCUUCUGGCUCGUACGCAUGUCAAGAGGAUAGCAGCUUUGCCAGGAUAUAAUUCUGUUCAUCAAAGAACGAGCAUGAAAGGGGCCAUCACCCUCACUCUGUUGCUGGGUAUCUUCAUUGUUUGCUGGGCUCCAUUUUUCCUUCACCUCAUUCUGAUGAUUUCCUGUCCUCAGAAUCUCUACUGUGUGUGUUUUAUGUCUCACUUCAACAUGUAUCUCAUUCUCAUCAUGUGCAAUUCAGUGAUUGAUCCUCUGAUCUAUGCCUUUCGAAGUCAAGAAAUGAGAAAGACUUUUAAGGAGAUCAUCUGCUGCUAUAGUGUGAGAAUGGUCUGUGGAUUGCCCAGCAAGUAUUAGGGGAAAAUGUGCAUUUGGACUAAAACAGAUCCCAAGAAAUAACUAUACUUUGUUCUAUUUCAACUAGAGAUGCUGUAUUUUGGCGGGUGACAGUGCUCAUUUCUUGGGUAGGAUAUAAAUCGGGUUGCACUCUAACAAGCAGUGAAAAACCCGAAUUGUGUAUGAAGUGCUCCCCGAUAGCUCGCAGGGACUUUGGGGUAAAUCUGCCCAAUAUGUGAAUGAUCUGCUCCAUUCUGGAGGAGAUGUAGGCAACUUCCUGCUCCAGUUUAUUAUUCUCUUUGCUAUAUUUGCUUCCAUGACCCCCUGUCACCUGGUCAAUAAAACAUACUUUGUAUUUUGAGAAAUUCAAAACUGCCCAACCAUUUUUGAAAACCCAAGUCAUUUUUUUGGAAAGAUGCAGAGCAACUAACACAACAGUAGGUGCUGUGGUUACCAAGGAGCAAGUGAUUUCACACAACACAGAUCUGUUUCUGGAAAUUCCAGUGUUUAGAAAAAUCAUAGUUAAUUGGGGUUUAUUUCAUGACCUCUGAAAGUACACCAGGUCUUCCAGAAAAUGUGGUAGAUCUGAAAGUUAUCCUUUGUGUGACUAAUGUGUGCAUUUAUGCAUAAAAUGUAGUUGCACUUAAGUAAUAGCUCCAUAACAGUCAAUUUCUAGAAAUGUCAUCAAAAGUUUCAUGUAAGUAACUUACCUAGGGAGCAAGAGGUUGCUGGUUUGAAUCCCCGCUGGUAUGUUUUCCAGACUAUGGGAAACACUUAUAUCAGGCAGCAGUGAUAUAGGAAGAUGCUGAAAGGCAUCAUCUCAUACUGCAUGGGAGAUGGCAAUGGUAAACCCCUCCUGUAUUCUACCAAAGACCACCACAGGACUCUGUGGGUGCCAGAAGUCGAAAUUGACUUGACAGCACAACUUUACCUUACUUUAAUGCAAGAGUAGUUGGGGCAUGAUCCCGUCAACAUUUGAAAUCAGUUGAUUUCAGUUGAAGAGUUAAGUGCAUGGGAAAUCUUUCCUAUUGAAUUAAAUGGGGCUCAGUCUUCACUUGCUCUUUGGUAAUAAAAAAUGAUAUUAAGUUUCAGAAAUGAUUGCAUUUAUCAGAAUAGAAAGUACGGCAUGGAGCAGUUCCAAAGAAAAUUAGACGUGGCAAAGCACCAUUGACAUUAUGACUAACGUAAGUUCCAUUAAUUUCAAUGGGAGUUAAUCAGCACUAAUUUUCUUUGGAUAGAACUCCCUGAUCUUGAAAAAAGCCACAAACAUAGCACUGGAAAUAACAAACUUUAGAUUACAUCAAAAUCUGAACACAUGAUGAAGAAAUUUAAAUAUUCUGUGGAUCCUUGAGUAUGGCUCCCGUACCAGUAAACUCUAGGAUGACCAAAAUCCAGACUAAGGGUUGUCUGUGUGGAGUGCUUCUGUUCACGCAUGGAGGGUGGGGCAAUUUUCAGUGAUUCCCCUUCCCUUUGCAGCUGCAGAGAGAAAUAUAUUUUCAGGAGGUAUAGGGGGCUACAGAGAGGGAGGGUAGUAAAAAACCACCCCUUUCCUCCAUACAUGAACAGAAGCAUUCCCUGCCCAGGAAACCUUUAGUCAAGAUGUUGGCCAUUAUUUUUAACAGGUAUGAAAACGCUUCCAUUCAUGCAGAGAGGGACGGAGAUUUUCACCCAUCACCUCAUCCCUCUGCUGUCCCUGUGUCAGUCAAAAAUAUGUCUAGAGGGUUGAGGGACAUAUUUUUAGGAGCAGAUUUUUAGGGGGCAUGGGGGCUUGAGAGGGAAAAGGGGUUCAGUGAAAAUUACCCCUUCUUUCUUUGUGUGAAUAGAAAAUCUCUGCUUGUGGAAGUGUUAGUCUUGAAGCGUACACCAUGUGUGCUCUAAUACCAGGGAGUUCUCCACACAGAAGGCUUUACUGCAGGUUUUCUGCGAGGUUUUACUGUGAACUCGCUGUCACUUCCAAAGUGUGGCAAAAUGUUGCAGUGCCUGAUAUAAUGGAAGAAGAAAAGGGAGGUAGUAUUUGGGGUGGGCUUCUAAUUGUGUUUCUUUUCUUCAGCACUUUUGAUUAAAACAGUGAUGGAAACUUGGAAAGAAAGAUUUGGUUAAUUUAUUUGUUUUAAAAUGUGCAUAAGCAGAUUAAUAUUUUUUGGAAGGCAAAUAUCAUUCGUGAAUAUGAUGCAUGGGGCGGCAUGACACAAACACUGUGAUGGUUUAUUUUUAGUUCAUCUCAUCCUGUGAAACUGGGACUGUGGCAUCAGAUGAAUAAUAAUGUUUUGUUAUCUUCAUCCUUGGCACAUCUCAGGUGAUAGGCAACUGUUCCCAUUUUGCUCAUGAGAAACGAAGUCUGAAAUAUAAUGAUGUAUUCAAGGCAGUAUAUGGAGCUUAGAACUGAGGCAGGAUUUGAACCCAGGUGGGUUCCUAUGCUCAGGUUCAAUAUUCUGUUCACUGCACUACAACAGUGAAAUUGUUUUUUUCAGCGGAGAUGUUGAAUGAUGUCAUUUUGUUAGAUGUAACUCUUAGUUCAAUGAAUACACUUUGUUACGCUCUAAACUGAAUGGUGGUAGCAGUAUGAACUGCUUUGCACAGAUCCUUCAUGACUUUUGUUCUUACAUUAUGAAUGUAAAACUCAUAUUGGGUUGUAUAAAAAGAAAUAUGGUUUAUGUACUAUUGAAACCAAUGAGACAAGUUAACUAUGAACAAUUGAAUUCUGUUUCAGUGGGACUUUGUAACAACUAACUUACUUUGGGUGCACCCACUAUUUUUAGUAAUAUUGUGAAAAGCACAAGAUGUUACUUGUUGCAUAAAGGAUCCAUACAGUCUCCAAUGGGUAUUGCAUUUCAAAUGAUAAAUGAUACUAUUAACCUGGAAACUGAUGUAUAUAAAAUUAAAGUUGAACAAUCUUCAAGUUUGUUGAAUCAUAUAUAAUAUCAGUUUGCUCUGGAAUUUUACUUGAAAUAAAAAUGCAAGUAUUUGAGGUAACUAUUAAAUUGGUUUGAAUGGAAA